AGUCAGUCAGUUACAAAAAUACAAAGCAAGAGUACAGAACACAAAUAUCGAGAAGAAAGCAAACAAAAGCGCAUUGUGUGAAUUUUUUAAACAAAACACAAGUUGUUAAUAAUAUAUAUAUAUAGAGCAAGUGAUAAACAAAUUUGAAUAAAACUGCAAAUAUUGCAUUUUUUUGUAAAUUAGAAUAAUUAAUUGUUAUUCCAAAUUAGUAGUAUAAUAAAUACACCUCAGUGAACAGAAACAAGAAAAAUCAAAAUGAGAUUAUUCGCAUUUUUGGCCGUAGUGGCCUUUGUUGGCCUCGCCCUUGCUGACGAGAAAAAGGAUAAGGACAUUGGCACAGUCAUUGGCAUUGAUUUGGGUACCACCUACUCUUGUGUUGGUGUUUACAAAAAUGGACGUGUUGAAAUUAUUGCCAACGAUCAGGGUAACCGUAUCACUCCAUCCUAUGUUGCCUUCACCGCCGAUGGCGAACGUUUGAUUGGUGAUGCCGCCAAAAAUCAAUUGACCACAAAUCCCGAAAACACCGUAUUCGAUGCUAAACGUUUGAUUGGCCGUGAAUGGACCGAUACCAAUGUCCAACACGACAUCAAGUACUUCCCCUUCAAGGUUGUCGAAAAGAACUCCAAGCCACACAUUAGCGUUGAUACUUCCCAAGGCAAAAAGGUCUUUGCUCCUGAAGAAAUCUCUGCUAUGGUCUUGUCCAAGAUGAAGGAAACCGCCGAAGCCUAUUUGGGCAAGAAGGUUACCCACGCUGUUGUCACUGUCCCAGCUUACUUCAACGAUGCCCAACGUCAAGCCACCAAAGAUGCCGGCGUCAUUGCUGGUUUGAAUGUCAUGCGUAUCAUCAACGAACCUACCGCUGCCGCCAUUGCCUACGGCUUGGACAAGAAGGAAGGUGAAAAGAACGUCUUGGUCUUCGAUUUGGGCGGUGGUACCUUCGAUGUCUCCUUGUUGACCAUUGAUAACGGUGUCUUUGAAGUCGUUUCCACCAACGGUGAUACUCACUUGGGUGGUGAAGAUUUCGAUCAACGUGUCAUGGACCACUUCAUCAAGUUGUACAAGAAGAAGAAGGGCAAGGAUAUCCGCAAAGACAACCGUGCCGUCCAAAAAUUGCGUCGUGAAGUUGAAAAGGCCAAGCGUGCUUUGUCCAGUGCCCAUCAAGUCCGUAUUGAAAUUGAAUCCUUCUUCGAAGGUGAAGACUUCUCUGAAACUUUGACUCGUGCCAAGUUCGAAGAAUUGAACAUGGACUUGUUCCGUUCCACCUUGAAACCCGUACAAAAGGUCUUGGAAGAUGCUGACAUGAACAAAAAGGAUGUCCAUGAAAUUGUCUUGGUUGGUGGCUCCACUCGUAUCCCCAAGGUACAACAAUUGGUCAAGGACUUCUUCGGAGGCAAGGAACCAUCCCGUGGUAUUAACCCCGACGAAGCUGUUGCCUAUGGUGCUGCUGUCCAAGCUGGUGUUCUCUCCGGUGAACAAGAUACCGAUGCCAUUGUCUUGCUCGAUGUCAACCCCUUGACCAUGGGUAUUGAAACUGUCGGUGGUGUCAUGACCAAAUUGAUUCCCCGCAACACUGUCAUCCCCACCAAGAAGUCUCAAAUCUUCUCCACUGCUUCCGAUAACCAACACACCGUCACCAUUCAAGUCUACGAAGGUGAACGUCCCAUGACCAAGGAUAACCACUUGUUGGGCAAAUUCGAUCUCACUGGCAUUCCCCCAGCUCCUCGUGGCAUUCCUCAAAUUGAAGUCAGUUUCGAAAUCGAUGCCAACGGUAUCUUGCAGGUCAGUGCUGAAGAUAAGGGCACCGGCAACAAGGAAAAGAUUGUCAUCACCAACGACCAAAACCGCCUCACCCCCGAAGACAUUGAACGUAUGAUCCACGAUGCUGAGAAAUUCGCCGAUGAAGACAAGAAACUCAAGGAGAAGGUUGAGAGCCGCAACGAAUUGGAAUCCUAUGCCUACAGUCUCAAGAACCAAAUCGGUGACAAAGAAAAACUCGGUGCCAAGUUGAGCGAAGACGAAAAGGUCAAAAUGGAAGCUGCCAUCGAUGAAGCCAUCAAAUGGUUGGAAACCAAUGCCGAUGCCGACCCCGAGGAAUACAAGAAACAAAAGAAAGACUUGGAAGCCAUUGUCCAACCCAUCAUUGCCAAGUUGUACCAAGGCACCGGUGGUGUACCACCCACAGACAGUGAUGACAACGAUGACUUGAAGGAUGAACUGUAAAUCGUUCCCCCAGCGAUAUAUAGGUUCUAGCUCUAGUUUAGUUGUAGUUCGCAGUUUAGUUAAAGAAAAGAAACAAACAAGCAGACUGAUACACAUUUAAUAAAUCAACAAACAUUUGUGUUAAUACAAAAAAUGAGAAAAUACACAACAUAAAAGAAAAUAUUUAUUAAAAACAAAAAAGACACGCUUUUUCCUUUCAAAAAAUACAACCGUUAAUAUUGACACACAGACAAGAUAGAUGCAUUUCCAGCUAUUGUAAAAAAGCGAUAAAUCCAAUGUUGAUUACCAUUGUUUCCCAAAAUCAACUUCAGUUGUUCCCAGACCAUUUCCAAACGCCUAAACAUGUUAGCAAUUUUUUUUUAUAAUUUAAAUUAUUAGUUCCAAAUAAUAAAUUCAAUUAAUUUUUUUAUCAUUUUGUAAUAAGCUACAAAAACACUAAAAAUAGAAAUCUUCGAUUUUUAAGAAGAAUUUUUAAUUUAUUUCACUUUUUCCAAACUUUAAAUAUAAAAUACUUAAAUUUUUGAGAAAAAAAGAAGAAAAAAUACUUUAAUAAAAAAUUAUAAAAAAUAUA
Musca domestica (house fly) is the source of this 2791-nucleotide messenger RNA. It is a transcript of the gene Hsc70-3, whose product is annotated as endoplasmic reticulum chaperone BiP. Lineage: Eukaryota; Metazoa; Arthropoda; Insecta; Diptera; Muscidae. The transcript has 3 exons. The coding region runs from base 256 to 2220 and encodes 654 amino acids. Gene Ontology annotation, cellular component: endoplasmic reticulum lumen; cytoplasm; nucleus. Gene Ontology annotation, molecular function: ATP binding; misfolded protein binding; heat shock protein binding. Gene Ontology annotation, biological process: endoplasmic reticulum unfolded protein response; protein refolding; cellular response to unfolded protein. The record is from RefSeq and is a predicted model, not a curated record.